AUGAAUAAGCGAGACAGCAAUAAAGAGAAAGAACGUCAGAGUGACGACAAAAGAACCUCUGCCGCGACCGGUGCGGUGGGCGGGCGCGGCGUGGGCGGAAGCAGCGCGAUGCACACGUCGCGGCACUCUGUCACCUCGUCCUCGGGCGUGCUGAUGGUCGGGCCCAACUUCCGGGUGGGCAAGAAGAUCGGAUGCGGCAACUUCGGUGAACUAAGGCUAGGCAAGAACCUAUACAACAAUGAGCAUGUAGCGAUUAAGAUGGAGCCUAUGAAAUCCAAGGCUCCGCAACUUCAUCUAGAGUACCGAUUUUACAAGUUACUAGGCACCCACGCCCCGUCCACAGCGGAAGGUAUCCCCGAGGUGUACUACUUCGGGCCGUGCGGUAAAUACAAUGCGCUGGUGAUGGAACUGCUCGGCCCCUCGCUCGAGGAUCUCUUCGAUCUAUGCGGCCGACGUUUCUCUCUAAAGACUGUAUUAAUGAUCGCCAUGCAGCUGUUACAUCGCAUCGAGUAUGUCCACACAAGACACCUCAUAUAUCGAGACGUGAAACCGGAGAAUUUUUUAAUAGGUAGAGCAUCGACUAAAAGAGAAAAAGUCAUUCACAUCAUUGAUUUCGGUUUGGCCAAAGAAUACAUAGACUUAGAGACUAACAAACAUAUCCCAUAUCGGGAGCACAAAUCGCUCACCGGCACCGCGAGAUACAUGUCAAUAAAUACACAUUUAGGAAAAGAACAAUCCAGACGCGACGACCUGGAGGCGCUCGGGCAUAUGUUUAUGUAUUUUUUACGCGGCUCUUUACCCUGGCAGGGCUUAAAGGCCGACACACUUAAAGAGCGAUACCAAAAAAUCGGCGACACCAAACGGGCGACACCAAUCGAGGUGCUAUGCGAGGGCCACCCCGAGGAGCUGGCGACGUACCUCCGCUACGUGCGCCGGCUCGACUUCUUCGAGACGCCCGACUACGACCAGCUGAGGCGGAUGUUCCGCGACCUGUUCGAGCGGCGCGGAUACGUGGACGACGGCGAGUUCGACUGGACCGGCAAGACGAUGUCUACACCGGUGGGCUCCAUUCAGACCGGCCACGAGAUUGUGGUCUCGCCCAAUCGAGACCGACACCAGCCUUUUCAUAAGGAUGAAUUGUGUGAUUAUAUGAUUGGUUUGGUUGAGGACGAUGAGGCGGCCCUCAUAUGCGUAGAGGAGUGCAAGGGGUCCCAACCAACAUCUCUCGGGACCCAAGCCAACCUCGCCUGCCCGCGGUGCACUCUGCUGAUCAACGAAAGAGGCUCUGGCAACCCGCCAACACGCACUGGACCAGCGCGGCGGGUUAUGGUCCGUACCCCCCAUAUGAUGGUGGACAAAGUAGCACGGCCCCUAGUGCCCGGGGGCUCCGGCUGCAACGCGGACCGAAGAGAGGAGCCCAGACAGGGUCCGCGAUUCGUUUGUGAUUUGGGAUCCCGUCGGUCCGUCGCUUUGCAGGGGGCGGUGAAGGACACCGGCACCGGCGGUACAGCGAACACCGGCGGCAACUGGCCCCACAGCGGCAAGGCGACGCCCCUAACGGCGGGUCACCUUACGCCGGCCGACCGGCACGGAUCAGUUCAGGUGGUGAGCUCGACGAACGGCGAGCUUGGUGCCGAUGACCCUACGGCGGGCCACAGCAACACGCCCAUCACGCAGCCGCACCACGAGGUGGACGUGGUCGACGACACCAAGUGCUGCUGUUUCUUCAAGCGCAAAAAGAAGAAGUGCGCGGCGCGCGCGGGCAAG
Messenger RNA from Iphiclides podalirius (scarce swallowtail), 1767 nucleotides. The record is from the annotation of a GenBank genome assembly. NCBI's taxonomy places the organism in Eukaryota, Metazoa, Arthropoda, Insecta, Lepidoptera, Papilionidae.